AUGCUGAAGGUUGCAGGAGAUGAACAGAACAAAGAGAAAACUUGUGAGGCGAAGCCACCUCCGUCUACUGACGGCUACACAUUAUGCCUUCCGGGUCAAACUGUUGGAUCCCAGCGAAAUCCAUACGAAGAUGACUUUCUGCAGCAGGUUGAGCACGGUCUACUACCUCCAGUGCUGGCGCAAUUACUUGACUCGUUGGGCCAUUCACACCUUUUCAGCAGCGGUCGUUUACCACUGAGUGUGCAUAAUCAUCUGCCAAAAAACAAGGCUAUACAAUACACACUCUUAGAAACGAGUAAUUCAUUGGUAACCAGCGAUGUCCAACAGAUUGCUGCUAAUUGGUCGCUAGAAGGAAAGCUUCAGUUAGAAGCGCGAAUGCUGAUCGCAACGGCCGAGCCGAUCUGUCUCGAACCUGACGUCACCGUAGCGCUCGUCGAUAACUGCUUUCAUUAUAAACAGAAGCUCAUGAGCGGCUUGACUCAGUCGACGCGGAAGGGACUCCCAACUAGGCAUCCUCCCUUAUUUGGCUUCGUCGCACGUUUGAGAGAACGACGGAAGAACAAAGCCACUAGAUCCUCAGAGCGAACCAUGGUCUGCGAAGAGCCGGCGACCACAAUGGAACCUUCACUAAUCGAUGUACCGAUAUAUGCGAAGGUCAUUCCUUGGUGCGAGGUCACAGCCAACAAUUCGACGCGUCUUGUCCAACAAUAUAUUAUGGAAACAAUACAUACUGGUUCAGUAAAGCAUACGGCAAAAGUAUUCAUCCUACAAACGCCUACUGAUGAACAAUACUACGGAAUUCUGGUAACGUAUUUUGGUGAAAGCCAAUCUCAGUGUAUGUUUCGACUGGGCUCACUAUUCAACGUCCGCCUCUACAUUAAUCAAUUUCGUGUGCUUUUCACUGAGGAGGGUCAAAAACCUGUAAAAAUUACACGACUCACUCCUGGCAAGGAUCCGCUUACAUGGUAUACGCGAGGCUUUAUAUUAGCCCGGCAAACACAAACGGGUGCUUUGGUGUUAGCCAUAGCAGAGCAGAAGAGACGCGCUACGGAGUCGCCAGUAGCUCCGUCGUCUACCGUGCCACGAACGAGUCUGGCGUAUCCGACUAUCGAAUCGGGGAAUACUCAUCGCAUAGAGAUCGCCGACCCGCGCACGCGGUCGAACAUUAACGUAUGGCACAGUGUGCCGAGAAGCAGCUGGACGCCUUGUGUCCCCCCGAUCCCGUCUCCUUUACCUCUUUUUCAGACUUGGUCAGCGCAGUUCACAGACGAUCUUCCAUAA
Messenger RNA from Varroa destructor (honeybee mite), 1281 nucleotides. RefSeq names its product transcription factor SPT20 homolog. Gene Ontology annotation, cellular component: SAGA complex. Bases 1 to 1281 code for a protein of 426 amino acids. The record is from RefSeq and is a predicted model, not a curated record. NCBI's taxonomy places the organism in Eukaryota, Metazoa, Arthropoda, Arachnida, Mesostigmata, Varroidae. Gene Ontology annotation, biological process: regulation of transcription by RNA polymerase II. The transcript is spliced from 2 exons. Gene Ontology annotation, molecular function: transcription coregulator activity.